Messenger RNA from Pomacea canaliculata, 1264 nucleotides. Its product is annotated as cathepsin L1-like. The record is from RefSeq and is a predicted model, not a curated record. NCBI's taxonomy places the organism in Eukaryota, Metazoa, Mollusca, Gastropoda, Architaenioglossa, Ampullariidae. Gene Ontology annotation, cellular component: lysosome. Gene Ontology annotation, molecular function: cysteine-type endopeptidase activity.
GUCAGGCCAAGACCAUAUAAAAGAAACCAAGGCUCUGAGCCUGUCAUUAGUCCAGGAUUUAAAAAGUGACAUCGACAUCACACCAAGAUGAAGUGCUUCAUCCUCGUGGCGAUGCUUGGCCUGACCUGCGCCCUGGACCUUGACUCCCAGUGGGAUUCGUUCAAGAUGUCUUACAAGAAGUCCUACAAGGAUGUCGACGAAGAGGCUUACAGGCGCGAGAUCUGGGAGAACAACCUGGACUUCAUCCAGCGACACAACUUCGCUGACCUGGGUAUCCACACUUUCCGUGUCGGGGUCAACGAGUACGCCGACAUGAGCAACGCAGAAUUCCGCAAAGUGCUGAAUGGCUUCAAGAUGUCCGACACUCUCCUAGCUGGGGGAGAGAUCUUUGUCCAGGCUGGUGCACAGCUACCCGACUCUGUUGACUGGCGCACCAAAGGCUACGUCACCCCUAUUAAAAACCAGGGUCAGUGCGGGUCGUGCUGGGCCUUCUCUUCCACAGGGUCACUGGAGGGUCAAUGGUUCAAGAAGACGGGCACACUCGUCUCCCUGUCUGAGCAAGACCUUGUGGACUGUUCCAAGAAGGAGGGUAACAACGGCUGCAAUGGAGGUCUGAUGGACCAGGCUUUCACCUACGUCCAGAAGAACGGCGGCAUUGAUACCGAGGCCACAUACCCAUAUAAGGGCAAGAACGAGAAGUGCAAGUUCAAGCGUGCUUAUGUCGGCGCCAACGACACAGGUUUUGUCGACAUUGCCAGCGGCAACGAGAAUGACCUGCAAGAAGCAAUCGCCAGCGUGGGACCCAUCUCCGUGGCCAUCGACGCCAGCCACAACUCCUUCCAGCUGUACAAGUCCGGCGUGUACUACGAGAAGAAGUGCAGCUCUAAGCAGCUGGACCACGGAGUUCUGGCUGUCGGCUAUGGCGCUGAUAGCUCAAAUGACUACUACAUCGUUAAAAAUAGCUGGGGCACUAGCUGGGGAAUGGAUGGCUACAUCCUGAUGUCCAGGAAUAACAAGAACAACUGUGGCAUCGCAACCCAGGCCAGCUACCCCAAAGUGUAGAAUCUUCAUCGUCUGCAGCACUACAGUCACCGACAUCAGGAUCCCCGUGUACAGCACAUGAACAACUCUUGAAAGAUCAACCUUAAGGCUGAUACAUUCUACGUGUUUCUUAUAUUAAGAGAGUGAUGUCACGUGUUAAAAAAUUUGCUUGUUAUUUGAUUACAGUUAAUAGAUUUGGGAGAAAUAAAAGUAUUCUUGUUAA